AUGGGAGACCGCACUCUAUUCAUACCUCCACAUGUGGGAGAAAAUGUGUUGCCAAAUCUUCCUUUUUUCCACAGAUUAUUGCGUUAUGCGCAACGUAAGCCUUCGCCCAUUGUGGUUCGGGACUUGGUUGCCGGCGUGGAAAAGACAUACCAUCAUCUUGUUUCGGAUGUGUUAGCCUUUCGCAAGGUCUUGGAAACAUCACUCAGCCAUGAAGCUCGAUGCGAUUUGAUUGCAGAUAAGGAGGUAUACAUUGGGUUGCUUGCACCCGGGGGGUAUGAAUACACCGUCAGCUUCAUCGCAAUCCUCGCAAUGGGUGCAGCAGUGGUGCCUAUGGCUGCUGUAUUGCCAGCAGAAGAAGCCUCGUACUUCUUAUUGAAAGCACGAUGUGUAGCUCUGGUAGCCAGCACGACCAGCGACAAGACCGCCCAGUCCGUGGUUCGCUAUAUGGGAGAAAGCAAAGGCGUCCAUAUCCCCUGCAUAACCCCAAUGGCAUCUCAUUUCCGCCCCACGCUUCUCCCAUCAGAUGAAAUGACCAUCUCCUCCGGUCCGGUUCCAGAUAUGAACGCCGCAGCAUUGGUAAUUUACACCUCCGGCACGACAGGGCCCCCAAAGGGCGCUGUGCAGCGUCGCAGUUAUAUCUCCGGAAAUGGAGAGGCCGACGCAGCCUACUACCAAAUCACAGACAAGGACACAGUCCUCCAUGUUCUUCCGGUGCAUCAUGCCUCCGGUGUGGGGUUGACUUUCCUCCCGUUCCUCGCAGCCGGCGCAUGUAUUGAGUUCCGCAGUGGCAGCUUCGACACAGCGUGGACGUGGGAGCGCUGGCGACAGGGAGGUCUUACGUUUUUCUCUGGAGUUCCCACCAUAUACAUGCGUAUGAUGCGGUACUAUGAAGAGAAUAUUGCAAACCAAGCUCCUGAGAUACGUGACCAGUAUACCGCUGGUGCGCGUCAGAUUAGAGCUAUGCUUUGUGGUACUUCGGCACUUCCAGGACCAGUACAAGAGUUCUGGCAUAAUAUUAGGAACAGACCAAUUCUCACUCGCUACGGUGCAACAGAAUUUGGCGCAGUCAUCAAGACUGAACUUGAUUCCGAUGGAACGCCGCGAAACAGUGUUGGUUGUAUUGCUGAGGCGGUCUCACUCAAGCUUACCGAGGAAGGUCAGAUACUAGUGAAGGGCCCUUAUAUGUUUUCCAAGUAUCUCUUCGACGAGAAAGCAACGGCGGAUGCACAUGACGCAGAGGGGUACUUCAAAACUGGGGAUAUUGCUCGCCGCGAAGGGAAAUAUUAUUUCAUCCUAGGCCGUGCCUCGGUUGAUAUUAUCAAGUCAGGUGGCUAUAAGAUCUCCGCAUUGGAUAUCGAGCGCGAGAUCCUGGGUCUGGACUAUGUUUCCGAGGUCAUGGUUGUGGGCGUUGAAGAUGAGGAGUUCGGUCAACGAGUUGCUGCUACUGUCAGCCUCAAACAAGAUCAAAAGACAGCACGUAAGUGCCUCACAAUUGCCGAGCUUCGGGAGGAUCUGCGGAGUAGGAUGGCCGGGUAUAAGAUUCCAACUAUCCUUCGUGUGGUCCAAGGUGAGUUGCCUAAGUCGGGUACGGGAAAGGUGCAGAAGAAGAUAUUGGGACCGCAGUUCUUCCCGCCUAACUAUCGAGAGCUGCCUGAGGUGCAAGUCUGGAGCAAGGAGAAUAAGGCCAACCUAUAG
Messenger RNA from Penicillium egyptiacum, 1695 nucleotides. NCBI's taxonomy places the organism in Eukaryota, Fungi, Ascomycota, Eurotiomycetes, Eurotiales, Aspergillaceae. The record is from the annotation of a GenBank genome assembly.